CCACACUCUGAUACACAUAUACUCGCCAGCCUUCGGCUCCGUCCGCCCUCGCUGCCCGUCUCCACUUUGCUCCCAGCCGUCCACUCGUCUUCUAGGCAUAUAGCCUCUGCACCCUACCGUCUGUCUUGCCAGCACGGACUCGUUCACCAGCAAUGGCAGCUGUCGUUGCACCUCAGCACGCGGGUCUCUGGCAACGUCGACCCGACCAAGCUCUCCACAUUCCCAACAUGAAUAUGUCCGGCCUGGUACCCCCAUACGACGCCGCCUCGAGAACGGCGACAAACCCGCCCACCUCAAGGGCCUUUCAAGCAACGACUUCGCACAUGGACAUGCAUAUGCCUCUGUUUCCGACACACGCCAUGACUACUACCUCGGUGCCGUACCAAUCCGGAGCGUUUGCCUUCGACUCCCUCUCAGUGAACCCAUACAACAUGCAACAGGCCUUCCCUGUGAGCUAUCCGCCAACCAUACCACAAGCUGUCUCCUAUUCUGGAGCCUCCGAGAUGCACCCGCUGCCCACCGUUCGCGAGGCCCGAAACGGAUUCACCAUCGAGAGGACGCCGCCAGUCAAGUCUGAAAGCGGCUCUCCUAUCCAGCCUAGCCAGAUGUUCAACGACACGGCCUACACUGGGGAGUACAAACGAUCUGACUCCGAGCCUCAGGAGCCCGGCCGCAUCAACUUUUCAACCGACGUCGAUACUCUCAUGAAGGCCAUCCAGGCUAAGCAGAAGCCUACUACCCAACGGCCGGAGCCCCCGAAGGAAGAAGAGCCGAAGCCUGCUCAGAAGCCAAAGAAGCGAUAUCAGUGCAGCGUGCUCAAUUGCAACAAGAGCUUCUAUCAGAAGACCCAUCUAGAGAUCCACACCCGAGCACACACGGGUGUCAAGCCUUUUCUUUGCAAGGAACCGUCCUGCGGCCAGCGAUUCUCUCAGUUGGGUAACCUCAAGACGCACGAGAGGCGGCACACUGGGGAACGGCCUUACACCUGCGACAUCUGCGGCAAAACCUUUGCUCAGCGGGGCAAUGUGCGAGCGCACAAGAUUGUCCAUCAACAGAUUAAGCCGUUCACCUGCAAACUCGACGACUGCGGCAAGCAGUUCACGCAGCUGGGGAACCUGAAGUCACACCAAAACAAAUUUCACGCCCCUACUCUUCGAUACCUCACGCAAAAGUUCGCCUGCAUCAGUCCGGGAGACUGGGUCACCGAGAAGGACAAGGAACUGUGGGAGUACUUUUCUUCCCUUUACAAAAACUCGAACAAGGGCAUCAAGGGCCGAGGGAAAGAUCGGAGAAUAUCCGCCGCUCCUUCCUCAGCUGCCUCUAGCGCCGCCUCGUACACUCCAACUGCUUCCGCUUCCCUGAACCGAAACUACGUGGGAUCCUUCCAGCAGGCCGGCAGCGAUCGCAGCAGCCGCUGCUCCUCGAUGACGUCCGACGCUUCCCAGAAAGCGGACAACGGCUACGACUUCAACGCCACCAUACAGACUGGCUUCCAGAGCCAGGGCAAUGGAUACGACGACAUGGUCUUCCCGGAGCGGAAACUGUACUCCUGAUCUCAUACCGCUCGCAACGCGCACUAUCACCAGUUGUACAAAUGAUACGGCGGCGUGGCGGUACGAUCUAGUUACGAAGUACGAUAAUCACCGGAGUUUGGUAGGCAUCAUGGCGCAGAAAG
This is a messenger RNA of Trematosphaeria pertusa, 1675 nucleotides long. RefSeq names its product zinc finger protein-like protein OZF. NCBI's taxonomy places the organism in Eukaryota, Fungi, Ascomycota, Dothideomycetes, Pleosporales, Trematosphaeriaceae. The record is from RefSeq and is a predicted model, not a curated record. Bases 153 to 1553 code for a protein of 466 amino acids. The transcript is spliced from 5 exons. Gene Ontology annotation, biological process: regulation of transcription by RNA polymerase II. Gene Ontology annotation, cellular component: nucleus. Gene Ontology annotation, molecular function: RNA polymerase II cis-regulatory region sequence-specific DNA binding; DNA-binding transcription factor activity, RNA polymerase II-specific.